AUGACGCAGAUCUAUUCUGUGGACAUCGAGCAGGGAUGCGUCAUUCAAGUGGAGAAGCUGGUCUCGCUCUACUGCAGCAAGGACCGCGGUGUGGGCAACGUCGCCGAUUCGGCCAUCGAUGACAUUCAACGCCACCACAUGAAGCGCUAUUACAAUAUCUUCAGCCUCCACCAAAAGAUCUGGUCGGAAAUCUGGCGGCGUGUGGAUGUCGACAUCGAACUCACGCCCGAGGAGGCCAGUCCCACGCUCAAGCGCGAGCACCUCGAAGCGGUCAAGAAGGAAGAGCGCGAGCUGCGCGUGCUCAACGGGAGUGAAGAAGACCCGUCCUCCGAAGAGUUCUUCAGGGCAACCACCGCCAAAGAAAAGAUGGAGAGAGUGGAGCACCUGCCCCUUACGAAGUACUCGGACAUCGCCAAGGCCACGAACGAGGAGGACCUCCUCGCCGCCGCCUCCCGCCAUCUGCAGCUGGUGCUUCGCUUCAACAUGUUCCACCUGACCCAGACCGUGUCCUUCAACACCAUCGGCCUCGACACGUCCAUUCCCGCUCGGGGCCUCCACGGCGAGUCCUACCGCGGUCACAUUUUCUGGGACGAGCUGUUCGUGUUCCCGAGCUACAACCUGCGUCUGCCGGAGGUCACCCGUACCCUGCUGCUCUACCGGUUCUACCGCCUCGACGCUGCACGAGACCGGGCCAAGCAGCUGGGCUAUUUUGGCGCAUGCUAUCCCUGGCAAAGCAGCAGCACGGGAAAGGAGGAGACGCAGGAGGUGCACUACAACCCCAUGAACAAGACCUGGGGUCCCGACUACUCGUCCAACCAGCUCCACGUCAACAUCGCCGUCUUCUACAACAUCUGGGACUAUUACAAUGUGACGGGCGACCGCAGUUUUAUCGCGCUCUACGGUGCCGAGAUGAUGCUCGAGAUUGCCCGCUUCUGGGGGCUCAAGGCCAUCUACAACGAAAAGACCGACCGCUACGACAUCGAUGGCGUGAUGGGUCCGGACGAGUUCCAUGAGAAGUACCCGGACACGGACAAGGCCGGGCUGAAGAACAACGCCUACACCAACGUGAUGGUGGCGUGGCUGCUCGACAAGGCCCUGCUGGUGCUCAAUCAGCUGCUGCCGGAGGCCCGGCGCCAGGAGAUGAUGAGCCGGCUCCACCUGUCCAAGCUGGAGCUCGACCGGUGGGAGCACAUCACGUUCCGCAUGGCCGUGCCCUUCCUCACCGAGACCCCCGGCAUCAUCGCCCAAUUCGAAGGCUGGGAACAGCUCUUGGACCUCAACUGGGACGCGUACCGCAAGAAGUACGGCACGAUCAACAGAAUGGACCGCAUUCUCAAGUCCGAGGGCGAUUCGCCCGACCGAUACAAGCUGGCCAAGCAGGCCGACACCUGCAUGCUCUUCUACCUCCUUCCCGAGCAGGAGCUCCUUCGCAUACUCGCUCAGCUCGGGUAUCCGUUCACGCGGGAGCUGAUCCACAAGAACAUCACCUACUACCUCAAGCACACCUCGCACGGUUCGACGCUGUCCUACGUGGUCUUCGCCCACAUUCUCCACAAGUUCGACUCCAAGAAGGCCUGGAAGUUCUAUCGCACCUUCGUCAUGAGCGACAUCGGCGACACCCAAGGAGGGACGACGAGCGAAGGAAUUCACGUCGUGCCGCUUGCGGCGUCGAUCAACAUGCUGCUGAUGCAGUUCUGCGGUAUCGACACCAGCUACAACGCCAUUCGCAUCGACCCGCACCUCACCAAGGUCAUCAGCCGCCUCGCCUUCCGCUUCAGCUAUCAGCACCAGUGGAUUCGUGUGAAGCUGUACGACUCGGUGCUUACGGUAGCGGUGGACGGAGACUCGGGAAGCGAGGACAAGGUGCCCAUCAUCAUCCGCGACACCCUCCACUUCCUCCUGCCCGGGUCCAAGAUGCAGUUCCACCUGCCCUGA
This is a messenger RNA of Acanthamoeba castellanii str. Neff, 1935 nucleotides long. Its product is annotated as glucosyl hydrolase family protein. Lineage: Eukaryota; Discosea; Longamoebia; Acanthamoebidae. Gene Ontology annotation, biological process: carbohydrate metabolic process. The transcript has 12 exons. Gene Ontology annotation, molecular function: catalytic activity. Bases 1 to 1935 code for a protein of 644 amino acids. The record is from RefSeq and is a predicted model, not a curated record.